CAAUGCAGUUAAUUUGUUGAUCACUUUCUCGUGCCUCUUAUAAUACUGGAUAAUCGGAAAAUACACCGAAAUUAUGGGUAAAACACAAAGGCUUGCCUCAUUCUGCCGCCUGUGUUUAACGAAAACCCAAAACAAAGUUCCGGUUUUCGAUGAGAACAACUCCAUUGGCCACCUUUUGCAGCUCAUAGAAAUAAAGGUUAACUCUUCUGUGGAGCCAGACGCCGUCGUGUGUUACGACUGCGUCGUUACCCUGGAAGGAUUUUUCCAGUUCAAGGAACAGUGUCAUGUCAACGAUGAAUUUGUGAAAAACAUUCCGGUCGAGGAGGAGCUAUCCGCUUAUUCCGAUGAGGAGCUUCAAGAAGAAAACUCUGACGGCAACAGGGAUGAGGAAGAUGAAGAAUCGGAAACUAUUGAUCCAGCGGACGAUCCAGAGGACAGCCAAUCCAGUGAAUACAUACAAUCCAAAAGAAAAGCUAGCGUAAGUGCAACACCGAACAAAGCGAAAAAACUAAAACCGUUGGAUGCAAACGACUUGGAAGAAAUUGAAAAGGAAUGUGCUGUCUAUAAUGUUCCGUCUAAAUCAACGAGCCUACCCCAGGUGGAAGAAAUGCUAGUGUUGGCAGAGUCAUAUCCGGACUUUUUCUAUUUUGAAAAAUGUCAUCGAUCUACCUACUUUUCUAUGAUCUUUUACGGGGAACGGUAUAAUUCCGCCCUCUUCACGGAACGCUACACCUAUUGGCAAUGCAGUCAUCGAAAAAAAUACCGCUGUCCAGCUCAGGUAUGCGUAACGAACGAUUACCAGACAUUUGAGCGAAGAUACGAUCACUCUCAUAAGGAUAUAAAGGACAAAGAAGGAACAUUGUACACGCCUCUGCAGGCACUGCCGGAGAUUUUCGAUACCUGCCGGGAGGUGGUCGUGAGGAAACGUGCCCAGCGACGGAAAAAGCUGCUUGAAAAGUAUAAAAAAAAGCAAUCUGGUAGCGUGAAAAAUAAAGACGCUACCGUCGAGUGCUCCCUAAAGGAGGAGGAGGAAGUCCCCUUAGAGAACGAUGAACCGCAGGACUACGAUUAUGAGGCUGAAGCCCUCGACAGUAGUGAUGAGUGAUUUUGUGUUUACCACAAUUGAGAACGAUGAGCGUUGCAUUUUCCUAG
This is a messenger RNA of Sabethes cyaneus, 1152 nucleotides long. RefSeq lists its product as uncharacterized. The record is from RefSeq and is a predicted model, not a curated record. NCBI's taxonomy places the organism in Eukaryota, Metazoa, Arthropoda, Insecta, Diptera, Culicidae. Bases 74 to 1105 code for a protein of 343 amino acids. Gene Ontology annotation, cellular component: nucleus. Gene Ontology annotation, molecular function: zinc ion binding. The transcript has 3 exons.